UCGGAUACAGUAAUCCAGUGUGUAAAAAAAAAAUGGACAGUUUGAGUUCAAACUGUAGCCUCUAUAUGCUACAGAUGAUAUAUUUACCAUCUAUAAACAAUAAAUCAAGCUGUACAGAUUAAGGUCAGGUUGUAUCUCUAUCGAGAUUUGGUCAGGAUUAACUUCAGACAUGCUUAUGACUCAUUGCCUGUUGUAUAGAACUAUGCUUCUAGCUCGUGUUAACUGACCGGAUCGCUGCUUGAUUCCAUCGUCAAUAUCCUUCUCAUGCAAGCUUCACUAACCCCGCCAUCUCCUUUAUUCCCUAUAUUUCGCGUCGGGCUACAAAUCUUUAUAUUCAAAACCUGUUACAAUUGUUGUUCGUAGUGAUGAUGAUGCGGCCGACCUACUUUAAUAAUUCUUACAAAGUUGUUUCCGAUUUCUUGUUCAAGAUUCAGCAUGGCAGAAACAAAGGCUGGGGUGGGGAUAAAUCUGACCUUACACCCCUUUCCUGGUAAGAGAAACCACCGAGGGUCUCGUUCUUAGGACGAUCUCAUUAUAUAUUUACAAACAUGCUUCUGUAUAUACAUAUAUAUAUGAAAGGGAUGACUGUUGUGAGAGGGGAGGUAAUUAUUAAACAUUAGUAUGCAACAUAAAACUGAUAUCUGUAUACGGUUAAUAUGUGACCCUAGUUAACUCCCCUGAUUAGCUUUCUUCUGUUUACUGAAGUUAGAAACAUCCCAGACAUUAUAUCCUUAUAUUAUCUGAGAUCCCAGGGGAACUUCAUUCAAAUUAGAAAUGUAGAAAAUUACUUUAUAUUCUUAUACAUCGGCUAAAUUAAGAUAAAAACUGCUUCAUCUAUUCACACCUAUCUGCUGGUUUCAAUUGCCAUUCAUGUUCUUUCUUAAUUGCCAAGGGAAACUGGUUUGUUGUCUGAAUGUCUCAGACGUACAGAAUUAUUGACUUUUGAGAAAGUAAAUUGCUAUAGCAAGACCGUUUGUCUCCCUCUGCAUCCUCCAGCACUAUGUUACCUGUUAAGUACAUGGCAUUUAUUGUCUGACUCCUGCCCUUAUAUUGACUGUCUUUAUUGCAACAAGAACAUUUUCACAUUGCAACGAUGGAGUACAGUGGGGACAGUCAAGAUGAGGGUCUGUUGGAUGUGAAACCAUUCCAUCAGGAUGAGGCAUUUUCUGAGAAUAACACCAGACAGACACAUUCAGAUGUGAAACCAUUCAACUGUGACACAGAAAGUCAGUCUGUUUCUCACAAUAGCCAGUUGUCUACUGGAAAAGAAAUUCACUCAGAAGAGGAAGAGUCCAACCAUGAAAGUUUGGGUGAGUAUAAAGAAGUCCAGUUGACCAUGAGCAACAAAGAGAGUCAGUCAAAGGAAAGUACCAACCAUUGCGAGUUAUGUGGGAAAACAUUUUCUCUUAAAAGUGAUAUCACUCAACAUAAAUGUCUAAAUACAAAAGUGAAGAUUCAUCAGUGUAAAGUUUGCGAGAAAACUUUCUCUCAUCGUAGUGCUUUAUCCAUUCACAGACGGAUUCACACUGGGGAGAGACCCUUUGUCUGUGAGUUUUGUGGUAAAGCAUUCUCUCAGAGUGCUCAUUUGACUAAGCACCUCCGUGUCCAUGCAGCAGAGAGACCUUAUACCUGUGACAUUUGCAAUGAAUCUUUUUCACUAAAUUCUGAUCUGUCUCUGCACAAAGCAAGCCACACUGAAGAGAAACCAUUUCACUGUGAAAUGUGCGAUAAGUCUUUCUCUCUAAAACGGUCUUAUCUCCGCCAUAAGCAUAAUCAUGAUAAAGAGAAGGAAUUCACUUGUGACAUUUGUAACAAGACAUUUGCCUGGAGCAGCCAACUGGCUGCUCACAAACGCAUACACACUGGUGAGCGACCUUACAAUUGUGACGUGUGUGGCAAAACAUUCUCUCAUAGCAGUUCAUUAGCCACCCACCAGAUGAUUCAUACUGGAGUCAAACCAUAUGCCUGUGACAUUUGUGGUAAGAAAUUCUCAAAAAAUACAUAUUUAUCUCGUCACAGUCGAAUUCACACGGGUGAGAAACCUUACAACUGUGACAUUUGUGGCAAAACCUUUUCACAAAACGGGUCCCUAACAACCCACAAAUUAACACACACUGGCGAGAAACCAUUUCGUUGCGAAAUUUGUGGCAAAGGGUUCUUUCGAAACAGCUAUUUAUCUACACACGUGCGUACACACACAGGAGAGAAACCGUACCACUGUGACAUCUGUGGCAAAGCAUUCUCCCGAAAGGGUGGUUUAUCUACCCACCAAGUGACUCACUCUUCAGAGAAGCCAUACGUCUGUGAGUUUUGUGGUAAUGCUUUCUCAAACAUUUACAAUUUGAUUAGACACAAACUGACCCAUACUGGUAUAAAGCCUUAUCGUUGUGAGAUCUGUGGCAAAGGUUUCUAUCGAAAUAAUCAUUUAUCUAUUCAUGUACGCAUCCAUACCGGGGAGCGGCCCUACGCUUGUGAAAUCUGUGGUAAAACAUUCUCAGACAAAAGUUCAUUUCGGGGCCACAAACUAACACAUUCUACUGAAAAACCAUUCUCCUGUGAUGUAUGUGGCAAAGCUUUUUCUCAAAAUCGUGUUCUAAUUUGCCAUAAACGUAUUCACACAGGGGAGAAGCCUUACCAUUGCGAUAUAUGUGGGAAAACGUUUGCCCAAAACAGUAUGUUGAAGUGUCAUAGGCGGACCCACACAGGUGAGAAAGCAUUUGAAUGUGAUUUUUGUGGUAGGAAAUUUGCACAGAGAAAUGCAUUAGUUUAUCAUAAACGUAUGCAUACUGGUGAGAAACCAUACCAUUGUGACAUUUGCGGUAAAAGUUUUGCACGAAGUGGUGCUUUGACUACUCAUCAAAUUACUCACAGUGGAGUUAAGCCAUAUGUGUGUGACCUUUGUGGCAAAGCAUUUGCACGUUAUGACACCUUAGCUCGGCACAUACUGACUCACACAGAGAGAGCACCAUAUUACUGCGACGUCUGUGGUAAGUCCUUUACCCAGAAUAGCAAUUUAUCUCGCCACAAACAGACUCACACAAAGAACCAGUCAUUAGCUAAUCAGCCAGCAGCUCACCAGCAAGUAACUAACCAGCCAGUUGAUGACCAACUUGUCGGGGACCAGCUGUUGGAUAACCAGUCACCAGCUAACCAGCCAUCGGUUGAUCAAGCAUUAACUAACCAGCGGUCAGAUAACCGAGCAUUAACUACUGUAAAGAUUGAGACGAAUAAUAGUGAGGAAACUGUACAGUAAUCACGGAUGUUGUUUGAGGAAAUACUGGUGAUAUUGGUGGUAAACCAUCCUAUUGGAGUCCUGUUGGAACAAUUUACCAUUUCAUGUUCUGUGAAAGUUUUACUAAGCUGUUGUUAAUGCAAUCUUCCCAAGCUACAACCUAGUUCACUGACAAAGGAAGAAUAUUAUUUGGAAAUAUGCAUUUCCAUGGAAUCGAUCUUUUGAUGAAGAUUUAGAUCUACUUUUUAAUUUAUUGAUAUAACAGGAGAAAUCCUCUGCCAAUGAAAAUUGUAGUGAAGUUCUCAAGAAUUUUACAAAUUUUACAAUGAAGAGUGACCAAACCAAAGUAAAAUUUUUGGUAAAAUAAAUUUAUUGAUAUAUGUUCAUAAAAUUGUCUGAAAAAAAGUUAAUAUGCUAUUAGCCACAAAUUGACUGAUAUAUUUAUUAGAAAGUGAACAAAUGUUGAAGUCUUUAUCUAAAAAAAAAUAUACCUUAUUUAAUUCACAUAGCUGUGGAAUUAUAAUUGGAAAAGUUACAGAAAUUGAAUGACAGUUUUCUUAUGAAUGUUAACCUGCCAAGUCAUAAGGUUUAUGGCCCUGUAGGGUGACUCAGUAAGAUACCAAUUUCAAACUAGUGGCCCAGAUUUUCACUUAUUGAUUCUGUGUCACAUUCUAGGAUCCAAGAUCACUUGGUACCACCACCACCACCACUACUACUACUACUACCUCUAAUAAUGAACAAUGCACAGUAAAUUCAGAUAAGACCAUAUUGCUAGGUCUGAUUUGGCUUUCUCUCUCUCUUAUAGACAUAAAGUUGCUUUAUUUAACCUAUAAUCAAAGACAUUCUUGCCAUGACCAACUUGUCUCUGCAAACCUAGUUUACAUCAGAGGUGUGAAUACAUUGUGAUAUGGCAUUCAUCUGUUUUUUAAAAAAUGGUAAAGGUGGGAUUUGAAAAAGAUUUGGCUGCUAUUAAAGUCAGAUGAUCAUGUAGGGGAUCCUUCAGUAGUUUUUGGAUUGUGAUAGUCAUUUCCGUAAAUAGUCAAAGACAAGGAGACCUGUUUCUUUACCAUCUCUGUGUCUUCCGCUUCCUUCCCUUGACUGCUACAGUCUGCUUGAAGGAAGCUGUUGUUGUGAUUCUAUGGAAGUGGCAUUUGUGUUGUUAUGCAAGUAGUGUUUGUACCUUGCUUUGGAGGUGUUUUUUUAAAUUUUCUACUGUUAAUGAUAUUCUGUUGUUGGCCUACAGCUUGCCUCAUUAUAUUUGAUAGUCAAUGAGAUAUUAACAAAUGUUUGCAUGUUACUGUUGAAACUAUCACCAGAAGAUGAAUUACAUUAACAUAGCUUCACUAAAACUUGAGAGGAGAUUUCAAUGCCAAAUGAACCCCUUGUAAUGAAUCUCAUAUAUUGUUUGAUGAAUAUAGGUAUAAGUCUGUAGUGUAAAAGUUUAUUAAUGAAUUUGGAUAUAUUGCUUAGUAAAUAAAGUGCAAGUUAGCAUAGUGGUUUUCAAACUGAAAUUUGUCUAUCCUGUCAAGUCUGUAAAGCAUCUUAAUUUUAUAAAACAUGGCUACUUGUCUGUCUUCUGUCUUGUUUUCAAUCUUCACAGUCCCUGAUUUAUGAGAAACACUGACUUAGUGGCAGACAGUUUAGUAACCAAUCUGACAUGGUGUAAUAAAUAAAAUGCAAGUGUGAGUUAAUGGUGGACAGUUUAGUGAUAAGUUGGUUGUUUGUGAUUUAUUGAGGAAUUGGUCAGAAAGUGGAAGCUUAGUUUUGUCUUCUGUAGUUCUGAAAGUUUUUCUCAGGUUUGUAUGCACUAAUUUCCAUUCAUUUAUAUAUAUAUAUAUAU
Messenger RNA from Octopus bimaculoides (California two-spot octopus), 5072 nucleotides. RefSeq lists its product as uncharacterized. The record is from RefSeq and is a predicted model, not a curated record. Lineage: Eukaryota; Metazoa; Mollusca; Cephalopoda; Octopoda; Octopodidae.